This is a messenger RNA of Nezara viridula (southern green stink bug), 9163 nucleotides long. The record is from the annotation of a GenBank genome assembly. Lineage: Eukaryota; Metazoa; Arthropoda; Insecta; Hemiptera; Pentatomidae.
UUCCUUUUUUCAUUUAUGCAAUAAAAUAUGUAUUACAUUUUUUCAUAUUUUAUUUAUAUUCAUUAUAUUUUCUUUUUUGUUUCCUAUAGGCAACUGGAUAAUAAUAUGCUUACUUGUAUUGAUACUGAAGCUAUUAGAAACCUUAGAGACCUGGAAGUACUAACUUUAAACAACAACAAUUUAACAUCUCUCCCAGCAAACCUCUUUGAUGAUCUCUAUAGAUUAAGAACUUUGAGGCUGUCAGAAAAUAAGUUUGCCUGUGACUGUCAUAUUACAUGGUUGACGAAAUGGUUAAAAAAGUUCCCACGCCUUGGACUAUAUACUCGCUGUUAUUCGCCAAAUCAUCUUAAAGGACAAAGUGUUGUGGAUUUGAAUGAACAAGACUUAAGAUGUUCAGGUGUGGUAGAAAAGACAAUUGGAGAAUGCCAAUCUGAACCAAGUUGUCCUCAUCAGUGUAGAUGUGCUGAUGGUAUUGUUGACUGUCGGGAAAAAGGACUAACCGUUAUACCACAACAUCUACCUCAAGCAACAACUGAAGUACGCUUAGAACAAAAUGUUAUUACUGAAGUUUCUUCUAAAGCAUUUGUUCCAUAUAAGAGACUGAGGAAGAUAGAUUUAAGCAAAAAUGCUAUAUUUAAAAUAGCAGUUGAUGCAUUUUCUGGACUGAAGUCAUUAACUUCCUUGGUGCUUUACGGGAACAAAAUCAAAGAGCUGCCUGGAGGUGUGUUUCAUGGUUUAACUUCACUUCAACUAUUGUUACUCAAUGCUAAUGAAAUAUCCUGUAUUCGGAAAGAUACAUUUAAGGAUCUGCAUAACUUAAAUUUGCUGUCACUGUAUGACAACAAUAUUCAAUCUCUUGCCAACGGGACAUUUGAUUCAAUGAAAAGUAUUCAAACCAUGCAUUUAGGACGAAAUCCUUUCAUUUGUGAUUGUAAUUUGCGUUGGCUUGCUGAAUAUUUACAGCGUAACCCAAUAGAAACAUCUCAAGCAAGAUGUGAGACUCCUAAACGCAUGCAGAAAAGAAGAAUAGAAGCUUUAAGAGAUGAAAAGUUCAAAUGUGUUGAAGAGUUCCGAACUCGUCAUGCUGGUGAUUGUUUAGCUGAUACUGAAUGUCCUAGUGGCUGUUCAUGUGAAGGCACUCUGGUAGACUGUUCAGGGCGAAGUUUAUCUGAAUUUCCUAAAGAUUUUCCUAUUUAUACUACAGAAUUGCUUAUGAAUGACAAUGAAAUCAAAAGGAUUCGAUCUGAUGGACUUUUUGGAAGAUUACCUAAUUUGGUAAAAUUGGAUUUAAGAAGAAAUAAAAUAACUGGAAUUGAAGGAAAUGCAUUUGAAGGCUGUCAUCACCUGAGUGAACUAAUACUAGCAGAAAAUGAAAUUGGAGAAAUACAUAACAAAAUGUUUAUUGGACUCCAUAAUUUAAAAAUUUUAUCACUUUAUGAAAACAAGAUCAGUUGUGUUAUGCCAGGUUCAUUUGAUUCUUUAGCUUCUUUACACACACUUAACCUUCUUUCAAACCCAUUCAUCUGCAAUUGUCAUCUUGCUUGGUUUUCUGAAUGGCUUCGUCGUAAAGAAUUAUUAGCUGCUAGUCCACGUUGUAUAUCACCUACAAGACUAAAAGAUGUUGCUAUACAUGAAAUUCCACAACAUGAGUUUAAAUGUACAAGUGAAAAUGAUCAGGGCUGUUUAGGUGACAACUACUGUCCUCCCAAAUGUGUUUGUGCUGGAACAGUUGUUAGAUGUAGCAGAGCUAAACUUGUUGAAAUUCCUCGUGGAAUACCACCUGAAACUUCAGAACUGUAUUUGGAUGUCAAUGAUAUUCAAUCAAUAGACGUUGAAAAAAUAAGCCAUUUGAAAUAUUUGACAAGGCUGGAUUUGAGUAAUAAUCAAAUAACAGUUAUCUCAAAUUUCACAUUUGUCAAUUUAACCAAUCUUUCAACUUUGAUUCUAAGCUAUAACAAAAUACAGUGUAUUGAACGUGACGCAUUGGCUGGAUUGAAACUGUUGAGAAUAAUAUCUUUGCAUGGCAACAAUAUUUCGAUGAUACCAGAUGGAGCAUUUUCUGAUCUGCACAUAAUCACUCACUUGGCUUUAGGUUCAAAUCCACUGUGGUGUGACUGUAGUUUACGUUGGUUAGCUGAUUGGGUAAAACGAGACUAUGUUGAGCCUGGAAUUGCACGUUGCAGUGAACCACCUAAUUUAAAAGAUAAACUUUUAUUGACAACACCUUCAUCUUCAUUCCAAUGCAAAGUUCGAGUAAGAAAUGAUAUCUUAGCCAAGUGUAAUGCAUGUUAUACUAAUCCUUGUUCAAAUCAAGGAGAAUGCGAACCAUUACCAGAAAGAAAGUACAAAUGCAUAUGCACUCCAGGUUAUCAUGGAAACCAUUGUCAGUACAUGAUUGAUGCCUGCUAUGGGAAUCCAUGUCGAAAUCAAGGAAGUUGCAGAGUUUUAGAAGAAGGAAGAUUUAGUUGUGAUUGCUUACCUGGAUUUACUGGAACACAUUGUGAAAAUAAUAUUGAUGACUGUUCACAAAACAAAUGUGAAAACAAUGCAACAUGCAUUGAUUUAGUUCAAGCAUAUGAAUGCAGAUGUCAGGCUGGUUAUAUGGGUUCAUAUUGUGAGAAGAAAAUUCCUUUUUGUACAAAAGAAUUCAAUCCAUGCAAGAAUGAUGCACAAUGUGUUGAUCAUGUGACCCAUUAUACAUGUGAGUGUUUGAUUGGAUAUGCUGGAGAAAAUUGUACAAUUAAUAUUGAUGAUUGUAAAAAUAAUAUGUGCCAGAAUGGUGCAACUUGCAUUGAUGGUGUUAAUGAUUACACCUGCAAAUGUGCUGAUGAUUAUGUUGGAAAGUUUUGUGAAGUUGCACCCAUGGUCAUGCUUUAUCCACAAACAUCACCUUGUCAGCACCAUGAUUGCAAAAAUGGAAUUUGUUUCCAACCAAUGGGAUCAAAUGAUUAUAUUUGUAAAUGUGCUCCAGGGUAUUCUGGAAAACAAUGUGAAUAUCUUACCAGUCUCAGUUUCAUGUAUAAUACAUCUUUUGUUGAAAUGGAACCUCUUAGAACAAAACCUGAAGCAAAUGUGACCAUGCUCUUUGCUACUACUCAAGAAAAUGGAGUUCUUCUCUAUGAUGGUCAAUCUGAACAUCUAGCUGUCGAGUUAUUUAAUGGUCGAAUACGUGUGAGUUAUGAUGUUGGGAACUAUCCUGUUUCUACAAUGUACAGUUUUGAAAUGGUUUCGGAUGGUAAAUAUCAUAUAGUUGAGCUUCUUGCAGUAAAAAAGAAUUUUACCCUUAGGGUUGAUAGAGGUUUAGCAAGAUCAAUUAUCAAUGAAGGAUCUCAGGAAUAUUUAAGGCUCACCACACCACUUUUUAUUGGUGGUGUUCCUCCUGAACCUGGCCAAAAUGCUUUUACACAAUGGCAUUUAAGAAAUGUUACUAGCUUUAAUGGUUGUAUGCGUGAACUAUGGAUAAAUCACAAACUGGUAGAUUUCACUAAUGCAGAUAGACAACAAAAAGUGACCCCAGGAUGUACUCUAAUGCAGGAUGAAGAAGAAAUGAUAGAAGAGGAUGGACAAAUAAGAGACACUGAAAAUGAUGAUGAAGAUGAUAUGGAGAUUCAAGAUAAGGAUCCAUGUGUAAAAAACAAUUGCAAACAUGGAAGUACAUGUGUAGCUAAAACUCCAUCAGAAUAUGCUUGUAAAUGUAAAUUACCUGGAUGGAGUGGAAAGUAUUGUGAGCAAGCACCUACAUGCCGCAAAGAACAAACAAGAGAAUUUUACUCUGAAAAUGGCUGCAGGUCUCGAAAACCACUCAAAUUAGCUAAAUGUGAAGGAGGUUGUGGAGGUUCUUGCUGCCGAGUAAGAAAAACUAAGCGUCGUAAAGUUCGUCUAAUUUGCCAGAAUGGUAGACGUUACACAAAAGACAUAGACAUAGUGAGGAAAUGUGCUUGUGCAAAGAAGUGUUACUAAAUAACUUGCAUAUAUUCUUUUUUGUGGCAAAUGUCUUACCAUUCUUCAAAAUGCCAACAGUAUUGCCUAUUGACACCACUGCCAUCAGUUUUUCUGUUAUGUUUUGUAAAUAAUUCAAUUUUUUUUAUAUAUAUAUUUAUAUUGUCUUCAUUUUUUUAUAUAUAUUUUGUAUGUUUCAUAUGAUUUGUAUUAGUUUUUUAGAAAACAAAGUGUUUCUUCAAAUCCGAAAAUUUUAACCAUGAUUUAUGAUGAUAUUAUGAUCUCAUGAAUACAUAUUUAAAUUACUUAAAUGUUGUUUAAGAAAUGAAAGUUUGUUAUUGGUGUUUAAAACUUUAUUAUUACUAAAUGUAUUCUGUCACAUGUAGAUGAUUUAUACAAACAGUGAGAAUUCACUGGUUAAUUAUUACUUAUUUUAAUGUAUAUUUCAUUACUCUGUAAAAAUCUAAGUCAUUCUUAUAAAAUUAUUAAUAAAAAAAAAAAUUAGAAAAAAGAAAAAAAAAAGUGAUUAGUAAUGUGAAGUUAUUAUGAGUAUGUAUAAAAAAGUGUAAUAAAGUAAAUGAUUAUAUGAGAAGUUACUUCAUAAAACCUGGUGCAUUUCACUACUAGUGUUCAGGUACAAGGAAUGUAAAAAUGAGAUGCACUGUAAACGUACAUAUAAGUUAUAUGUAUUUUCCUUCAAUGUUAGUGUAUUUGUUGGGUAGGUGCAAAAUUUAUAUCCUUUUGGUUGUAUAUAUUUUAUGUAUAUUGAUGUACCUCAUAUACAAAGGAUUUAGCAAUUAAAGAACAUUGUGGUAAACUAUUUUUAUUAUUUUUCUUAGUAAUUUAUUAUAGUAAACUAUUGUUUAAUAUAAUAGUUAAUAAUUUAAUACAAUAAUUUUUGUAUAAUUACAAUAUAUUAUUCUUUAAAUGGACUUACUAUGAUUGCUUGUGUCAUCCAGUUGUUGUUAAAAGCAGGUAUUGAAGCUUUGUUUUAGAUCUUUAAGAUGAUAUAAAAAAAAACAACUAAUUUUUAUGUAUUUAAAGUUUAAAAUCAAAGUUAAUGUCAAUAGUACAAAAAUGUUUGUUUUUCCAAAGAGAAAUGAGCAAAUAAAAAUUUGAGAAGUUAAAAGAUUUGCUGCAAUGUCCUUUUAUUGCACAAGGUAUAAAUUCACUUUGCACCUACACAUAGAAAUAUAUGCACUGAAAAUAUGUAUAGGAGUGUGUAUAUUGACUGAAAUAUGUUGUUGUACAUUUGUGUUCAUAUUGCUUCUAUCUUUAUCGCCAUAACUAUUUAUAAUAAAACAAAAUGUACUUUAGGUGUUUGAUUAAUUAUAAUUCUCCCUUAAUAUUCCUGUUGCACUCUUCAAGUGAUGACUAUUAAUUUGAAAUAGGAAGGAUAAAUAAUUAAACUCAAAAAAUCCUAAAGAACACAUUUAUUAACAAUUUUCAUUUACAUCACUUAUAUGUAAAUAACUAGGUAAAAUAACUAUAUAGGUAUUGAGGUUAAAAUGUGUAAGAAAAAAUAACAUCAGCAAUAAUGUGUAUAUUAACAAAAUGACUGAACAUAAAGCCUAAUAGAUUCUAAUAAAAGGAAGAUUAAAAUAAAACAAAUAAUUUUGAAAAAUUUCUUAUACGCCAUAUGAGUUCCCAUCUACUGGAAUUAGAUAAAGUAUACACAAAAAAAAAAAAAAAAUUGCAACAACAUUUAUUUGUCUAAGUAUUUGUUCUGGAAUGUAUCAUUGUUAAGAUAAAACAUACUAAUUUUUAAGUACAUUGCCACAUAAAUUAAUAUCAUCAAAAUUGUUAUACCUAUUCAAAUUUCAUAUUUAAUAAAAGUAACAAACAAUUUUGUUAAAAUAUUAGUUUAGUAAAAACUAUGUAUUGGAUUAAGGAUAAAAAAAAUUACCACUCUUUUAAAUGCACACAAAUAAAAAGCUCAAAAGUGGCAAUAUACUCAGUAACAUUAAACUUUGACAAAGAGCUUAAAACGGAAUCGGCCAAAUUUUGAAGAAUUUUAUUCUUUUCAUCUACAAGUUUCAAUAUACAUGCAAGCAUUUGUUACCUUUGAAAUACUAUUCACUUAUGAAUCUGCAUUUCAUAAUAGGAAGUCAGUUCUCUAUUUACUAAAUUACUAACCCCAUUCAGUUAUUCUUUAAAGAAUGUUAUUCCUCAUAUUCACAUUUAAUUUUUAAGAUCAUUUUUUUUAUAAUCAAUAACCGAAUAGUAUUAUAAUUAUAUAUAAUGGGAAUAAAAAGGAAUGACACAUUUAAAUAAGUUCCUGAUUUAAGCUCUCUAUGCUCUUACUAAUCUAUAAAUACAUUACUUAUAAAAACCUUACCAUUGUUAACAUUAAAAGUGAUCUGGGCACUACUUGUUGGCUAAUUAUAAAUUUAAUAUUGAAGCAACUCAUGUACCUGAUUUUUUUUUCUAACAUUCAAGUGUUUUAGUCCCUACUUGUUCUGUAAAUUAAGAAUACAUUUAUUUGCAAGAUACUAAAGAUACUCUUGGAAUCUGUUAAGAUGUAGAAAUUAUUAGUUGUAUAUAUCUGUAUAUCAUACAUUGUAAGAAUAAUUGAAAAAAUAAAAUAUUUAUAAUGAUCAAUAUGUUUUGAUGCAAUGCUAUUUUCAAAAACUUGUCCUUUCACUAUUUUUAAGGUUAUGAAUUUGCAUGAUCCAAAUUAUUUACAACUGUACAAUAUAUUAUUGUAAAACAUUUGAAAAAAAUAUAUAAAUGUAAUAAUUUAAUUAUAAUCCAUGAUUAAUAUUAUUCAUCAAAGAUAAUAAUUUCAACAAAUAUUUAAAGAACUAUUCAAAUAUUAAAUUAAUAUUAGUGACAAGUAGGAACUGAACAAGUACUAUUUUGUUACAGAUGUAAAAUCUUGUUUUUAUCAGUUAUUUUUUUUUUGUUUUUUUUUUUAAUUUGCUGAAUAAAUAAAACUAAGUUUCUUUUUCAAACAAUAGAUUAUUUUAUUUAAAUAUAUAAUAUAUAUGCUGAAUAAUAUUUGUUAUUAUGUCAAAAUAUUAUCAAAUCUUGUGUCUGUUCAAAAUAUCACAUUGCCUAAACAUUACAUAGCCAAACGUUACAGGUAAAUGAGUUUAAAUUUAUUUACAGAACUUGGAAAUUAAGCAUUUUUCAAAUGGAAUAUAUUACAGUAAUAAUACAUGUCCUGGAGGGAUUGAGAAUAUACUACAAAGGCCAGUAUGAAUUCAAGUUAAAAAACUUCCCAAAUCACAAAUUUGGCACAGUAUUAAUUUUCAUCGCUUAAAUCAUCAAUAAUAAGCAUAUAUUUGUGAAAAAUGUUACUUUAAGAAAAACAGUAUAAUCACACAGUUUAUAUACAAACACACAUACACACCAUUGAAACAACUCAUUGCAACUCCUUAUAUCAAAAUAUUUUGAAACAAUUAAAUUAUUUGUAUGAAAAAAGAAUACUUUCAUGAUUCACAAUUAUAAAACAAAAAUAAGUACAAUAACAACUAAUAAAAUACUUUUGAAUUUAUCGGUAACAGCAAUUAAAGGUGCUAGAAAAUUAAUACAUACAGUGCUUAGGAAUUAAAUUUUUUGAGGUACUUUAAUGUACUAUGUGGUUUAUAGCACAAUAAAUAUAUAAUUUAUUCUUAAUCAUACAUCAGUCCUCAUAAAAUUAAAAUAAUAAUUAAAGUAAAAUUCAGUAUCGCCCACCUGGUAUGAUAUAUUUUCAUUUGGUAAUAGAUUUGAUUUAGCCAGGUAAUAUUUUUAGUUUGAUCCUUUAAAACACUUUUCUUAGAGGCAGUCAGUAACAUUAACUCAAGUAAUACUAAGCUGCCAGAGAUUUCUGAACAAAGGUACCAUAAUCCUUCAUUAAUACAGUGGCUAGCUGAAUGUAAAUGCUAUUCAAUACUAUAAGAAAAACACUAAUCUUAAUUUCUAUCAGAGAUUAAAGUCUAUUUAAUAUAUUCAUUCAUAUAAGACUCAUUAACAAUACUUCUAUGGCAUAAAGCUUCUUUCCUAUGCUUUAUAUUACCUCCCAUAAUAAAUUAGUUUAAUUUGGGCAUAUAAAAACUGAAUAACUGAUGAGCAUAAAGGGUUGCAUAAGAACUGAACAUUUUAAUUUAAAUUGCAAUAAAAAAUAUAUCUGCAUUUUCAUUAAAUAUUGGCAGUAUCCGUGUCAAGAAAUGAAACUUUCUAAUGGAAUAAUCAUUUCUUUAAACUCAAGCUUGCUAUUCUUUCACAAAAAUAAUUAUUUUAAAUUCAUAAUACACAAAGUUAUUAAAUAUAUCAAAGAUUAAAAUUAAUAUUUUAAUUUGAGUUUUACUUUUAUUCUUUUUUCCCCAUAAAAAUAUAAUUAUGAGAAUGUUUAAGAAUUUGGUGAUAUUAAGUACAUAAUGAGAUCAACAUUUUGGUUGCAGAUGAACUUUAUGUCUAUAGGUCAAAUGAAAUAGACAAUACUUUUCAAGUUAAAUAUUUAAAUUAAAUUUAUACAUACACAUUAGUAUAAGGGCUAUUCACUGUAAUAUAUUGUUUACCUGGCUAAAUUAUUUAAUUAAAAAGGAAUGAAAUCAACCUCAAACAAUCAGCAAUAAUAUUUUUUCUUUCCAAAUAGCUUACUAUGUUAAACUUAUUUUAAAGUAUUUGUAGAUUCCUAUACUGCGAAGUGAAGCCCUCAGGGGAUCUUUUUUAUUUUUUUCCACUUGAUAGGUUUAACAACACAAAUAUAUAUAUAUAUAUAUAUAUAUAUAUAUAUAUAUAUAUAUAUAUAUAUAUAUAUAUAUAUAUAUAUAUAUAUAUAUAUUUCAUAAUAAACACAAACACCAAAAAACAGUCCUUUCAAAGCUUAAAUGCUAUUAUACAAAUAAUUCUUAAGACCUACUAUUAAUUAAGUACUUCUACUGAUUCUUAAGUACAUGGUUAGUUUCCCAAGGAAUGUUUAAUGCAACUUUUAGAUUUAACAACACAUAAAAUGCACCUAUCAUGAACUAUAUUUACUAAAAAAUAUAAUUCUUAAUAUUCAUUCUAUUCAAUGUAUGAUAAAAAUGAAUAACAUUUAUCAUACUUUAAAUUAAAUUUCUAGUAUUAGUUUUCCAUUAAUAACAACUUUUACUUGGUAUGCAUUGAUUUAACCAGAAAUAUUUUUUUUAAAAGUUGGAGUCUUGACUAGUAUCUUUGCUGAAAUUCAUGAUGCCAUCUAUUGAAAUCUAUAUGGAACAUCACAAUUGAUCCAGUUGCUAGACCAGCUAGUAAAAAU